Molecule: messenger RNA, 2507 nt
Organism: Wallemia mellicola CBS 633.66
Lineage: Eukaryota; Fungi; Basidiomycota; Wallemiomycetes; Wallemiales; Wallemiaceae
Exons: 8
Coding region: 1700-2290 (196 amino acids)
Biological process (GO): regulation of cell shape; small GTPase-mediated signal transduction; establishment or maintenance of cell polarity
Cellular component (GO): plasma membrane; cell projection; cytoskeleton
Molecular function (GO): GTPase activity; GTP binding; protein kinase binding
Source: RefSeq, a predicted model, not a curated record
CGUCGUUUUAAAUACAUCUUCUAAUCUAUUGGCCAGCAGAUUCACGAGCGAGGGCUUCACCCUUAGCUUGUGCUUCUUAAAGAUGAUUCAACGAGGUGAUCAUACUUUCCAGUAAGGAUUUCCUUGAAUGAGCGAAUGGUGUCUGCGAGUGAGACAAGCUUUCCUUCGAAACCAGUGAAAACUUGUGCGACAGCGAAUGGUUGUGACAUGAAACGUUGGAUCUUACGUGCACGUUCGACGGUCAACUUGUCUUCUUCAGAAAGUUCAUCCAUACCGAGAAUGGCAAUGAUAUCUUGAAGGGACUUGUAGUCUUGAAGGAUACGUUGGACUUGGGUUGCAACGUUGUAGUGUUCUUCACCAAUGAUACGUGGGUCAAGCAUACGUGACUUUGAGUCGAGUGGGUCGACAGCUGGGUAAAUACCUAAUUCGGCAAUACCACGUGACAAGACAGUGGUGGCAUCCAAGUGCGCGAAAGUGGUAGCUGGAGCUGGAUCAGUCAAGUCAUCAGCUGGGACGUAAACGGCUUGGACAGAGGUGAUAGAACCCUUCUUGGUGGUAGUGAUACGUUCUUGCAUAGCACCCAUAUCAGUUGAGAGGGUUGGUUGGUAACCGACGGCAGAUGGGAUACGACCGAGAAGGGCAGAGACCUCAGAACCUGCUUGAGUGAAACGGAAAAUGUUGUCAAUGAAGAGCAAGACAUCUUGACCUUCGUCAUCACGGAAGUAUUCAGCGAUGGUGAGACCAGUGAGGGCAACACGGGCACGAGCACCAGGUGGUUCGUUCAUUUGACCGAAAACGAGAGCGACCUUUGAGUCACCUUCGAGGUUAAUAACACCAGUUUCAAUCAUUUCGUGGUAAAGAUCGUUACCUUCACGGGUACGUUCACCGACACCACAGAAGACUGUAGUAACCACCGUGAGCCUUAGCAACGUUGUUGAUAAGUUCUUGAAUCAAGACAGUUUUACCGACACCGGCACCACCGAAAAGACCGAUCUUACCACCACGAGCGUAUGGGGCGAGCAAGUCGACGACCUUGAUACCGGUCUCGAGGACUUCGGCAGCGGUGGAUUGUUCAGUGAAUGCAGGUGGUUCAGCGUGGAUUGGUGAUCUCUUGACACCCUCGACUGGACCUCUCUCAUCGAUUGGAUCACCGGUGACGUUGAUGAUACGACCGAGGGUCUUUGGACCGACUGGGAUGGAGAUUGGAGCGCCGGUGUCGACGACCUUUGUGCCUCUGACGAGACCGUCGGUACCCUCCAUAGAAAUUGCACGGACGGUGUUUUCACCAAGGUGUUGUGCAACCUCGAGGACGACCUUUGGACCGUUGUGUUGAACUUCCAAGGCGUUGAAGAUCGCUGGGAGGUCUUCGGUGUCGAAUUGAACGUCAACGACGGCACCAAUGACUUGCUUGAUGUUACCGACUUGGGCGGUUUCGGUAGCGUAUCCACGGGUAGCCUUUAAUUGGACUUUUGAGAUCGUUGGCUUAGCCAUAGCUGGGGCGAAUCUCGCGGUGGAGAACGCAGCUGCGUUGGCUCUGCGAACGCUGGCAGCCGCAGUGGACCUAGCGACUCUGGAGAGUAUGUUGCGGCUCAACAUUAUUUUUUUACUUAGUUUGGAGGCAAGAGGUGCUUUCGAAUACGCUAUUGAGUGAGCGUCCAAAAAAAAAUUAAUUUCAAAUCCGAAGGGCGAAAAUAUAAAAAUGGCUUCAAAGAAUAUAAAAUGCGUUGUUGUCGGCGACGGUGCGGUCGGGAAGACCUGCCUACUGAUUAGCUACACCACGAAUCAAUUCCCAAGCGACUAUGUCCCGACCGUCUUCGACAACUACCAGGCGACCGUCCUCCUCGACGGAAAGCCGGUCUUAUUGGGACUCUGGGAUACCGCCGGUCAGGAAGACUACGACAGGUUGAGACCGCUUUCAUACCCCCAGACUGACAUCUUCCUCUGCUGUUUCUCCAUCCACUCGCCGGCAUCGUUCGAAAACGUUAAAUAUAAAUGGUGGCCAGAAAUCUCGCAUCACGCCCCGGGCGUUCCAAUCAUCCUCGUAGGCACAAAGCUCGAUCUUAGAUCUGAUCCUCAGGCUGUAAACGCCUUGAGAGCCCGUAGGAUGGAACCGAUCAACUACUCCCAGGGUGUCGAACUCUCGAAGGACAUUAACGCUAUCAAGUACCUCGAAUGUUCGGCCCUCACCCAGAAGGGUCUCAAGGGUGUAUUCGACGAAGCAAUCAGAGCUGUCUUGGUUCCACAGGGACGUAAAUCAAAGCGGAAGCAAAAGGGCUGUGUGUUGGUUUAAAACACAUUCCUUUAGCCAUUAUACCUACAUUCUCACGAUUUGGUUGCACAAAAAUCUCAAUAUUUGUAAAAUACACACAUAUGCAAGGAAUGAUGAUAUUUUAGACUCUUUACUUUUUGCGUUUCUUCGGUGCGUCAUCCACCGCUUGCGGCCCUGGGAUCCUUCCCUCGGCUUGUUCGCUCAGGAGGAAGGCCUCACAUUCAGCUUCUCCUCCGGU